AUGGGCGGAGUGCCAUCGACGCCUCGACUCGCCGGCGGAGCGCGGCCGCACGAGACGGCGGAGUACUUGAUUGGCGAGUUUGUCGGUGAAAAAUCUUUUCCUCUCGCGUCCGAUUACUGGCAGAAGCUUCUCGAACUCCCUCUCGACCUCCGAUGGCCAUCGCACCGGGUCCGACAAGCUUGCCAACUCCUCGCCAAGAACAAUUGUAGGACGAGGCACCUUGCGAAAAUUUUGAUUCACUUAGCUUGGUGCUUGCAAGAGAGUGUUUCUGCUUCUGAUAUGGUGUCCCUUGCUUUCUCGAAAGCUGUAAAUGCUCUGUUUGUAUCAUUUGUUUUUCUGAAGUAUCUAAUUGAAACUUCUAAGAGUGACGAGUUUGAAGAACUGUACUUAUCGCUGGACGAAACUGAUUCACUGCCCAGUAAUUUUCCAAAAGAUCAAAAUGUUGAAAACCUCAUCAUGUGCAGUGUGCUCAACUUUAUCGGCAAAGUUGAUGUCAGUCCUGGGACAUAUCUUCUGCACCAAGAACUGCUUAACUUUGUACUGAUUGCCAUGUCUACUCAACUUCGUUCUGGACCCAUGCCAGGAUCAAAUGAUAGGCACCCUUUUAUUGAUGCUGCAAUGUCUCAGGAAAGCUCUUUGGUUAAUUUGGUUGUGCGCAAGUUAUUGCUCAAUUACAUCACACGUCCAGAGUUUUCUGCAAAUACCUCAUAUACCAUGAUAUUAUCUGAAAGAAAUCCACCUGGUGUUUUAAGGAGAGUUGGCUUUGCAGCUGCAAGCUUGAUGUUGUUGCCCUUCAAUUACUUAAUUAACUCCUCUGGUGAAGUUUCAAGAAGUCCGUUGUCCGAAGGCAGUCUUAAUGUUUUGCUCAUUCUUAGUUAUUAUCAUAAAUGUAAAUCAGUCGACUAUGUGAAGUGUAAAGAUGAUAACAGCAGUUCCGAGUACCUCCUGAAGGAAGAAGUAUACUUUUCUGAAAAUCCUUUCCGUAAAGCGCUGGAAAAUGCCCAGGAUAUUGAAUUUGAUAGGGAUGAUACUGAGGCAAAUGCUCGCGGUGGCCCGCUUGUUAGAUUACCUUUUGCAUCUCUUUUUGAUACCCUUGGCAUGUGCUUGGCGAAUGAAACCUCUGUCUUGUUGCUUUACUCGCUUGUGCACGGCAAUUCAAAUUUUCUGGAGUAUGUUCUGGUGCGAACUGAUCUAGAUACGCUGUUGAUGCCAAUGUUGGAGACUCUUUAUAAUGCUCAGAGCAGGACAUCUAAUCAUAUAUAUAUGGUUCUUGUCAUCUUUCUGAUAUUAAGUCAAGACUCGUCUUUCAAUUCCAGUGUUCACAAGCUGAUGCUGCCAAAUGUUCCAUGGUAUAAAGAACGUAUCCUUAGUCAAACUUCGCUCGGUUCCCUCAUGGUGAUAAUUUUAAUUAGGACAGUGAAGUACAAUCUCUCUAAGCUACGGGAUGUCUACCUCCAUACAAAUUGUCUUGCAACUUUGGCAAAUAUGGCGCCUCAUGCACAUAGGCUGAGUUCGUAUGCUUCACAACGGCUGGUCAGCCUUUUUGAUAUGCUUUCCCGCAAGUACAAUAAAUUGGCGGAGAUUAAAAACGAUAAGAUGAGCCUUCCAGAUGGUGAUCCAAGAGGAGAUAGCCUUCUGGAUGAUCUUUCAGCUGAGCUGCAUAUAUACACAGAUUUCCUGAGACUUGUGCUGGAGAUACUAAACGCAAUCCUUACUUACGCGUUGCCACAGAACCCGGAGGUUGUUUAUGCAGUUAUGCACAGACAAGAAGUGUUUGUACCUUUCAAAAACCAUCCACGUUUUAGUGAGCUGUUGGACAACAUAUAUACCGUUUUAAAUUUCUUUAAUAGCCGUAUAGACGCUCAGAAAAUGGAUGGAGAGUGGUCGGUGGAGAAAGUGCUUCAAGUGAUAAUUAGCAAUUGUCGAUUUUGGAGAGGGGAGGGCAUCAAGAUGUUUGCACAAUUACGCUUCACGUACGAACAAGAGAGCCAUCAUGAGGAAUUUUUCAUCCCAUACGUGUGGCAGUUGGUACUGUCUCGCAGCGAUUUCACUUUCGAUCCCAGUAGCAUAAAUUUAUUCCCGGUGCCUUUAGAGGAUGAAAUGAACGAGCGGGAGGUCGAGAAACUUCAAAAUGGCGACCUGACAGAAGAUGCACGACAGUUAGAGACACCUGUAUAG
This is a messenger RNA of Striga hermonthica, 2178 nucleotides long. The record is from the annotation of a GenBank genome assembly. NCBI's taxonomy places the organism in Eukaryota, Viridiplantae, Streptophyta, Magnoliopsida, Lamiales, Orobanchaceae.